ACACGGUAGUAGCAAUAAUCGUGCGAGCGCGUGCUGCCUACGAUUCCUGUGUGAACUUUUAUCGUGAUCGCACCCUCCCCUCGUCAUCCACGAUCACCUCUAUGUUCUAAAUCCCUCCCCUUUACCCCCUCGUCAUACUGAACGCGUUACGAUGUCCAGUAGUUUGCGAUAGAUCGUGUAUCUGUCUGUGUCUAUCUGUGUCCGUGUACACGUCAACCAAAGACCCCAAACGGGAUCUAGCUUUCGACGCGUGUAUGCACGCGUAUAACUUGAAAAAUAGAAGAAGGGUGGAGAAAGAUUCGGUGGGGUGAAGGGUGGCAGGAUAAGAGGGGUAGGAGUGAAGAGAUUGCGAGAGUAUGGGGUGUGGGAGAGAGUGAUCGAGGGUGGCCGAUCCAAGUGAUUUCAUGGUGGCGCACGUAUCAAUUUGAGGGAUCGACGAGGGAUAAACGAUGGCGAUUCUCGACUUAUCUCGCUAUCGAUAUUUCCAUGUUACUUCGAUUAACUAAUUCCAUUUUAUUUCUUUAUCGUCUAUUUGAAUACGCACAAUUUAUAUAAAUAAUUUAAAAUACAAUGAUAUUAAGAAAAAACGAUAUUAUCAUGAUGAUAAUUGUUAACCAAAAGAAAAUUAAUUAUCAAUCAAAGAUCUCGAUGAUAGAUUUUCAAUCAAGAAUUUUUAUGGGAUAAAAGAUAUAGAUCUCGAUUUGCAUAUUAGAACAAAUAACAUGGACGAUCAAUUUAAUCCGAUGAAAGAAUAUAAAGAUAAGAGAUAGAUACGAAAAGAUGUUUCCUGAAUGAGGAAAGAAAAGAGGUUGAUGAGGAAGGGGAGGAGUGGGAGGGGAAGAAAACUAGGGACACCGCGAGUAGAGGAAGCGCCACAGGCGUUCCCACGAAAAUCGCCCCUCUUGAUCUCUUAGCUCGUUCCCCUCAUGUUCGUGUAAAAGUCCCUCCCUCCCUCUCUCUCUCUCUCUCUCUCUCUUUCCUUUUUUCUCCCUUCUUCUCUCUCUCUCUCUCUCUCUUUUUUCUUCCCUCCUAACUCUCGCCUUUGAUCCAUAGGGUUCCAGCAUAGCUUUCACCUUUGAGAAUCGUACAGGAGAAAAAGAGAAGAACCCAUAGCCCCCUCCCCACUCCAAAAAUAUACGAGAAUACUCCCCACCACUGGGUCUGAAACAGGGCACGCGGCUCGUGUGCCGUCCCUGGGUCCUCCCGCACACGACAUACGUCCGCCGCCACGCGACCGAUGCACACGCGUGCGGGAGCUAGCAGCAGCAGCAGCAGCAGCAGCAGCAGCAGCAGCAGCAACAGCAGCAACAGCAGUAACAGCACUAACAACGACACUAACUACAGCAGUAACCAGGAAUUGCAGCAACGCCAGCAGGAUCAGCUAUCGCGGCAAUAGUGUGUGUUCACCCACCUUCUAUAUUCUACGUGGCGACGGGGAUAAGUGCAUCCGCGAAGAAGUCCUCGCGAUAGCAAAUUCAACAUAUCCAAAUCCUGACACGCGACCUCAGGAAGCUGUGCCACGUGUGAACCCGAUCGACAAGUGCAAUCCAAAGUUGUUGUUAUAUAUAUAUUUUUUUUUAUUUAUUUAUUUUUUUUUUCUUUUUUCUUUUUUUUUUUUGUAUCAUUAUUCGGCUUCACGAGUUUCUUUCUUUUUUUUCUUUUUCUUCUUUUUUUGAUUUCUUUCAAUUUUGCCAAAAAAAAAAAAGGAAGAGAAAACAAAAGGAAAAGUGACAUCAACAAUAUUAAUCCUCGAAUAUGUCGAUCAAUGUGAAUCAAGGUAAAGUGUUCUACGAAGGAGAACUAUCGAAGAACUAAAUCGUUUUAAUGUCUACGUUUGAUUCAUUGGACCAACGAUUAUUAUUCAAGAUUAUUUAACGAGCAUACUCGCUCGCUUGAUACCGCAAUGCGACUCAUAUGACACUUCGUCCAUCUAACAAAAGCAUCGUUAUGGGAUCUAUAUUAUACAUGAGAUAACAUCUACCUAAUUUCGAAAGUAAAUCGUUCGAUCAUCCUGGAUCACAGAGACUUCGUCGUAAUAUUAAAAAAUCGACAUUACGAUUUUACGAGCACUGCCGAUAUCUUUGAAACUUCCAAUAACGAUUACUUUCUUCUUCUUCUUCCUUCCUUCCUUUCUCUCUUUCGUAAAUAACUUAAAAGGUUAAUAAAAAAAAAAAAAAAGAAAAAACUCUCGUGAGAAAAUGUGGCGAGUAGUAGUAGCACGUUCGGACGAGAACAGUACUUUGUUGUCCUCGGACAUUACUUCUGGUGCCGUAGCACCAACGCAUUUACCAUCCGGUCAUCAUUGGGGUUAUCCACCUCCGCCGCAUCAUCCUCCUUAUCAACCGCAACAUCCUGACAUGCGUCAUCAUCAUGAUAUGCGUCCACCACCACCUGACCUUCGUCAUCCUCCGCCAUCCAAUAUAAAUGAUAUCAGAACUCACGAAAUGCAAAGACCUGACCUUAGGCAUCAAGAGAUGCAAAGACAUCAAGAUGCACAAAGACAUCAAGAUAUGCAUAGAUCAGAUAUAGUUAGGCAUCAAGAAAUAAGACAUCCCGAUGUUAGGCAUCAGGAUAUGUCCGGGAUGAGAUCAGAUAUGACCGAGAUCAGAACCAAUCACGAAUAUUCUGAUCUUAAAAUUGACGAGAUGAGAUCUCAAGAUGCUAAUCAACAGCAACAACAGCAACAACAGCAACAACAACAACAACAACAACAGCAACAGCAACAACAACAACAACAGAAUCAAGCUCAUCAUCAUUCGAGGAAUCUCAAAAGAGCUAUGAGCGACUCUGAUUGCGAUGACGUCUUUUCCGAAGAAAGCGGCAAGGAACCAUGCAAUUCACCCGGAGGUGAUUCUUGUCAGCACGCAUCGCGUAAACGUAGAAGGGGGAUGAUCGAAAAGAAACGCCGUGACAGAAUAAACGCAUCCCUCGGAGAACUGAGAAGAUUGGUGCCUGCAGCGGCUAGAGACCCUCAUAGUGCAAAAUUGGAGAAGGCUGAAAUACUUCAGCUCACGGUCGAACAUUUACGUACUCUUAGAAAUAAAGGGCCCGAUGGUUACGACAGUACUAAAUUAGCUAUGGAUUAUCAUGCAGUUGGUUGGGGUGAAUGUGCCGCCGAAGUUGGUCGUUACUUAAUCACUAUGGAAGGUUUGGAUGAGAGAGAUCCAUUAAGGUUACGUCUUCUCUCUCAUUUACAAAGUUUCCAUAGGGAACAUACAACAGGACCACCACCUUCAACCGGUGUCCCUGGGCCAGGUGUACCUUCAGCAACAACACUUACAUCUACCUCAACAGUCAGCAGUUAUGAAUCUCCUAGCACGGUAUCUACUGGUAUGCCACCAGGACCUGGUACUAUGCCACCACUACUUGGUGGUGGUGCUUUAGGUUGGAGCCAAUAUCCAACACAAUAUGCACAACAACAAGGCAAACCUUACAGACCUUGGGGAGCAGAACUUGCUUAUUGAGGAUACGAUUAUUUAGGAGAAAGUAUAUAAAUAGUUCGAUAUUAAUUUAUGAAAUUUUCUUUUUUGUUUCUUCCUAUUUUUUUUUCUCUUCUCUCCUUUUUCUUUUUUUCUUUUCUUUUUUUUUUCAUCUUCGAAUAAAUCAUUCUCUUUUUUCUUAUAUAUUUCGAUCGAUUACUAAUCCAAUCGAUUGUAAUAGAAAAAAAAUUUUGUCGAUCUUGACAAUUUACAAAAGAGUCAACGAGAUAAUAAUAUCUUGUUUUUUUUAGAUUAUUGUACAUAAGUCAUAGAUGUGGUAUAUUUUGUAUAAAACGAUCUCUCGAAACGUAUCUCAGGAAUUUGAUAUGACCAAAAAAACUAUUAGGAUUAGAUACGUCCGAUAAGUGAUACGAUGAUAGUCAUAUAUAUAUAUAUAUAGUAUAUUAUAUAGUAUAUAUAGUAUAUAUAUAUAAUAUAUAUAUAUAUAGUAUAUUAUAUUAUAUAAAAGUACCUAAAAGUUAAAAAAAAAAUAAUAAUAAUGAUAAUAAUAACAACAAUAAUAAUAUUUAUUUGACAGAAUUAAAAUCUUGUAUAGUGUACAUAGUUUUAUUAAUAGAGUUUUCUUUUCACAUUUGCAAUUAAUGGAUGUUAUUAAGCCUAAUUAUUGAUAUAUAUCAUUAUUGAGAUAUAUAUAUAUAUUUCUACAAAGUGUGGGUUUUCUUUUUAUCUUUUGAAGAUUAUAUUCCAAAGAAACUUAUAUUGAAACAUUUACUAACUACGUGCCAUUGUACACCUUGCAGAUAUUUGUAUACAUGCUAAAGACAAUGAUAUUUUUGCAAUAAGAAUUUUUAAUAAAGAAAACGCAAAAGAAAAAGGUCCAAAGAGAAAAGGAUUCAACUCUUCUUUCUACCCUUUUUCUACGUCAUAUUUAACAUUAACUUAACUUAGCACUAAUUAAAUGUAAAUUUAUUUGUUUGUAACUGACGUUUACAGACUCUUAUAAUCUCUUUUCUUAUGCAAACAUUCCUAUUUGCAGCUUGCCAACCAACCAACCAAAAAAAAAAAGAAAAAGCAAAAAGAAAAAGAAAAAUAAAAAAUAAAAGAAAUCCAUACAGUACGUACACACACCUACUAUUUAUGUAUGAGCCGAAUAACAGAAGAACUCUUGACACCCUCCCUUAGGCAUUAUGCCUGAACCAGUUUUGCGUCUCGUUAGUUUCACCUUCGCACGCUAAAGAUUGUGAGAUUCGCAAAAUGGAAAAUAUAAUUGCUACCACCGAUUGCACCCCUGGUGAUUCUUCUCCCGUGAAAGCAAUUUUCGAGAAUCAGGAAUAAUAUCGGACAUGGACACGUGCCUAUUGUUCCUGUUAAGCUUUUUCUCUUUCUUACUUUCUCUCUCUCUCUCUCUCUUUCUCUUUCUCUUUUCCUGCAAAUUUAAGAAGGCUCGUUACCCUCCCACAGAUUUCUAUCCUCAAAGGAUUGCAUGCAACCACUAAGAGUAAUUGCUAAAGUGUGCACGUGUUGAACCCAUUGCCAGGAUUUCUCUCUCUCUCUCAUUUUGUAAAACGUCGUCGAAAAAGAUCUCUUAGAAAUAGUUUGAAUAAUGCAUGAGAAAUGAGGAAUAAAAAAGAGAAGUACACCCAUGAUAAACAACAUUUCCAACAAAUUUUCUCUUGGAUCGAUGUUUUAUGAUUCCGUAUAAAAGUGGUAAAAUUCGAAGAAAGAAAUAAUUUAAAACGCUGACUCGUGUAAAAGGAAAAAAGAAAAGAGGUCACGAUAAAAGACUCAGUUAAAAAAAAAAAAAAAAGAAAACAAAAGAAAACAAGAAAAAAGGUAUUCUGUCCCGGAUCGAUGUGUAAUAAUUCUAAAAAAAGAAAAAAAGAAAUCAAUCUUGAGAAAGAAAUAAUUUGACACGCUGACUCGUCGUGUAAUGUGAUUUCACGAUAAAAACAAAAAAAAGAAAAUAAAAAAAUAAAUUUCUAACAAAUUUUAUCCCAAACGGAUCGUCGUGUAUAAACGAUUUUAAAGAAAUUAAAAUUGACAAGAUAGAAAUUUUGCUAAUGGCAAAAAAAAAAUGAGAGAAAGAUAAAGGAAAAGAAAUAUUGAAAAGAAAAAAGAA
Messenger RNA from Vespa crabro (European hornet), 5559 nucleotides. It is a transcript of the gene Hey, whose product is annotated as hairy/enhancer-of-split related with YRPW motif protein-like. The transcript is spliced from 3 exons. The coding region runs from base 2199 to 3464 and encodes 421 amino acids. The record is from RefSeq and is a predicted model, not a curated record. Gene Ontology annotation, biological process: anterior/posterior pattern specification; regulation of transcription by RNA polymerase II; regulation of neurogenesis. NCBI's taxonomy places the organism in Eukaryota, Metazoa, Arthropoda, Insecta, Hymenoptera, Vespidae. Gene Ontology annotation, molecular function: RNA polymerase II cis-regulatory region sequence-specific DNA binding; DNA-binding transcription factor activity, RNA polymerase II-specific; protein dimerization activity. Gene Ontology annotation, cellular component: nucleus.